GCUGGAAUGUACCGCACCGGGCUAUGCACCCGCACUGGGGACACCGUGCACUCCACCCAUAACACGGUGCCUGCCCGGUCUCUCUCGCCCUCCGGUAAGCACAGGAAGUUGGCUCAUGUCUCCUACCUGGCUUCGCCACACCUGCUGUGUGCCCCCCUCCAAGAAAUUUUUGGGGCUGCCUCUCGGGCUUCCUUGCCAGCCGUGUUCCCUCAUAUCGCCGGCUCCUCUCUCCGGCUGCCUCUGCUCUCCUAGCUGCCUCCACCUGUUCCCAUGGAAGGCGAUCUUUUCCCGCCAGGAUCUCCUCCCAUGUAUAGCAACCCUUGCCAUCCAAUACAUCGUCCCAUGUCCAUUCCUCUUUGCGCCACUCCUGCUGCUGCCCGUUACCACGCCGCUUGGUCCUGUUGUGAUGGGUGAUUCUGUAACGGUUUUCUUGCGGUGAAGGAGAGGCGGACCAAAAUGCAGCGUGGUUUCUAUUCAUGGUUCUUUAAUAAAGACUCUACACAUGAACAGACUAACAAAACGUGAAAACCUAAAACAGCCCUAUCUGGUGCAAACACAGAGACAGGAACAAUCACCCACCAACACACAGUGAAACCCAGGCUACCUAAGUAUGAUUCUCAAUCAGAGACAACUAAUGACACCUGCCUCUGAUUGAGAACCAUACUAGGGCGAAACAUAGAAAUACCCAAAUCAUAGAAAAACAAACAUAGACUGCCCACCCCAACUCACGCCCUGACCAUACUAAAUAAUGACAAAACAAAGGAAAUAAAGGUCAGAACGUGACAGAUGAUCUGACUACACCACAGCAUUAUUCUGUUGGACUAUUGAAACCAUUCAACGUAUUAUAAGAUGAACUGUUUUUCUGCUCAGGGAAAACCUGUUGCUUUUUGUUGCCUAUCUUUCUCCCCAUGGUAAUCAUAUAGACUAGAUUAAUCAAUCGAUCAUAACGUCCUGUUUGUUUUAUUUUAGUUGGCAUCCAUUAAACACAGGAGAUUUUGUGGGUUUACGGUUCGUGCCUGCCAAGUGCUGUUUUUACAUUUCCAACAGUGUUACAUCAUGACAUUGGAAAAUUGCCUCAACAGACGAGAUGAAGGAAGAUCCUGUGAUGUGAAAUAAGAAUAGAUUAAGGGAUGAGCCCCUUGGAUUUGAGUGGGGAAAUAGGUAGCCGAGAUGAAAGGGCUGCCAUGACUGUGGUAAUAGCUGUAGGUUCAGUAGAUCUGAGGAUUAGCAUGAAAUGACUCAUAUUGUUUCUGUAUUCACACUGCUGCUUGGGUUGCUGUAGGCCCGUAAAGCCCUGGCAGACCGGCAGAAAGAUCUGGAAGUGAAGACCCAGCAGCUGGACAUCAAGCACAUGAACAAACACGAGGAGGACAUCAAGAAGGCCCGGCGGAAAUCCACACAAGCAGGUGAUGACCUCAUGCACAAUGUGGACCUGUACAACCGGGCCCAGUCCAAGUGGUUUGAGGAGAUGGUCACCACAAGCCUGGAGCUGGAGAGACUUGAGGUUGAGAGGGUGGAGAUGAUACGACAGGAUUUACGCCUGUACACAACGCUGCGACAUGAAACUGACAUGUUCAACCAAAGUACGGUGGAGCCAGUGGAUCAGCUGCUUCAGAGUGUGGACCCAGCCAAAGACUGAGAGCUGUGGGUGCAGGAACACAAGACCGGAGCUCCGCCCUGUGGACAUGGACAUAUAGUCAACUACACUGACGUACCUCAAGCAGCCAGAGGCAACACCUCCAUACUGUCA
Messenger RNA from Oncorhynchus nerka (sockeye salmon), 1750 nucleotides. Its product is annotated as growth arrest-specific protein 7-like. The transcript has 4 exons. Bases 1352 to 1639 code for a protein of 95 amino acids. Gene Ontology annotation, molecular function: actin filament binding. Gene Ontology annotation, biological process: actin filament polymerization; neuron projection morphogenesis. Gene Ontology annotation, cellular component: actin filament; plasma membrane; cytoplasm. NCBI's taxonomy places the organism in Eukaryota, Metazoa, Chordata, Actinopteri, Salmoniformes, Salmonidae. The record is from RefSeq and is a predicted model, not a curated record.